AUGUUGUUGGUAAGUGCUGCGUUGAGGAAACGGCCUUCCAGGCACUUAGAUUUUAGUUCCUUCGUCUUUGGAUCAGCUGUUUCCAUUCAUUUGCCCUCGUGUGAUAGAAAUAACGACAUACCUAGUAGCCGAUACACCCGUUUGCUAUGCAGGAUGUCUGUAUACACCGCUAACGCAAGCUACAGCAGAACGCCGACACCAAGCUAUCAAUUUACCUUACUGUAUUCACAUGAAGCGACCCCCUCCGUCCGCGGGCCUGCGCUUUCACUGCCACAGCGACGAGCGGUGACACUUUUUGUGAAGUGGAAUCCAGGUGUAAACUGCAAUGCUCUGGUUGUUGGGAAGACCUACUGUCUGUUUGCAGGCAAUACCGGGCCCAGUGCUUCUGCAAACCCAACCUCAUCUCCCCAAGUUCCAACAACAAUCUCGAAGCCAACUCCGAUGACAGCAUCAAAGCCGUCGACAGCUACUCCUCCUGUGAUGACAACUCCUGCAUCUCGUCCUGGGGCCAGACCAUCAUUGAUCAAUACAGGACUUUCACUCUCGACCAGUUUUACACCUGGAAUCCUACCGUUGGUAAGAAUUGCGCCCCAGCCAAACGUCAACCCGAAGUGUGAUAAAUGGUAUCAAGUGGUUUCUGGUGACUACUGUCAAAAAAUAUCCUACGAGUUCCACAUCCCUCCAGAUAUUCUGCGGGUAACGCCUGUCCUGGCCUCCGGGCAGGGUAUUAUGUCUGUGUUGGAUCUGCCUAACUGGGCAGUCCUUUGGGAAGGUUUGGGGUGGUUAGCGGAGAUGAAGGUAGUUGAAGUUGAAGUUGAAGUUGAAGUUGUAGAUAAUUUAAAGAUAUCAUACGAGAUUACCCGUGACUUCACUAAAUAA
Nannizzia gypsea CBS 118893 is the source of this 879-nucleotide messenger RNA. RefSeq lists its product as hypothetical. The record is from RefSeq and is a predicted model, not a curated record. The coding region runs from base 1 to 879 and encodes 292 amino acids. The transcript is spliced from 7 exons. NCBI's taxonomy places the organism in Eukaryota, Fungi, Ascomycota, Eurotiomycetes, Onygenales, Arthrodermataceae.